Mycosarcoma maydis (corn smut) is the source of this 2829-nucleotide messenger RNA. RefSeq lists its product as uncharacterized. Bases 1 to 2829 code for a protein of 942 amino acids. Gene Ontology annotation, molecular function: ATP binding; RNA binding. The transcript has a single exon. The record is from RefSeq and is a predicted model, not a curated record. Gene Ontology annotation, biological process: maturation of SSU-rRNA from tricistronic rRNA transcript (SSU-rRNA, 5.8S rRNA, LSU-rRNA). Gene Ontology annotation, cellular component: intracellular anatomical structure; nucleolus. NCBI's taxonomy places the organism in Eukaryota, Fungi, Basidiomycota, Ustilaginomycetes, Ustilaginales.
AUGCCCCUAAUCCAUUAUUCACCACAGAAGAAGCGGUACCGACAAGAUGGACUCGCUUCGCCAAACUCACCCACCGCCGUCUCGUCCAACCCAUCGUCACCCAAGAAGAUCAAAAAGAGCAAGUAUGUCAAUGCACCCUCUCACAACCUGUCAAGUCCAUCCAAGACUUUCUUUAAGCCAGAAGUAACGCGCACGCCCUCUCAUUCAGCGCCUUCGCCACCUUCUCGCAGCACGCAUGCUUUCACUUCAAACGGGUCCGACGGCGCAGCAUGGAUCAAAGAUGCACUGAAAAACGUCAAUCAGCGCAUAACCGAUUCUCGGGCAGCUCUACCCAUCUCUUCUGGAAAAGAAGCUAUCGUAGAAGCGAUCCGCAAGCAUGACACGGUUGUCAUUCUCGGCGAGACCGGUUCAGGCAAAACCACCCAGAUCCCCCAAUUCCUAUUCGAAGCAGGUUUCGCACGCCACGCACCUGUCCAGAUGAUCGGUGUGACACAACCUAGACGAGUCGCUGCUACCUCACUUGCACGGCGUGUUGCAGUAGAGAUGGGUCAGCCUGACCCUGCUCUGCUACCCAACCUCAAGGGCAAAGCACGAACAGCCGCAGGCGGCUUGGUUGGUUACAGCAUUCGAUUCGAGGAUCGCACCACCCGCAACACGCGUGUCAAGUUCAUGACCGACGGUAUGGUGUUGCGAGAAAUGAUUGGUGAUGUUGCUGCUGGUAUAUCUAGUUCGGCUUCUCCAAAUUCGACCGCCUUGCAGUCCAACUUGCUGCUCAAGUAUUCGGUGCUGAUCAUCGAUGAGGCGCACGAAAGGACGCUUCGUACAGAUCAGGUGCUCGGUCUUGCCAAAAGAAUACAACGUGAACGCAAAGCGCUCCGUUACUCCUGGGUGGCACGUGGCAAGCCCUCAAACGAGCCCGAAGUGUCCGAGCUCAAGAUCAUUGUCAUGUCUGCCACCCUCGAUGCCGACCGGUUCGCCAACUUCUUUGCUACGCCAUCUACUGCCCUUGCUAACACCAUGAGCAUAUUCGACUCCAAAACAAUCACCGCAGCCAAUGAAAAGCAACAAGUUCCCAUCCUCUACGUCAAAGGCCGUCAACACGAGGUCACCAUGUUUCACACCGACCAACCAGCGCAAGAAUGGACUGACGCUGCUUUACGCACUGUUCUUCAGAUCCAUGUCUCGCGCCCGCCAGGCGACAUUCUUGUCUUUAUGACUGGUCAGGAAGAGAUCGACACGCUCGCACGUUCUUUGGAGCUCUACUCGUCCGAACUACCUGCCUGGGCUGAAGCUGAGGGAAAGCAGCUUCCCAUGUCGCUCAUGAUUGCUCCGCUCUAUGCUGCUCUCGGCCCCAGUGCAAGUGCCAAAGUGUUUGGUCCCACACCACCUCGCACGCGCAAAGUUGUGCUGGCUACCAACAUUGCCGAAACAAGUAUCACGAUUCCGGGUAUCGUCUUUGUUGUCGACUGCGGUUUGGCGAAAGAGAAAGUUUACACACCGGGAACAGCAGUCGAGACGCUACAGGUGCAAGAGAUCAGUCAGUCGGCGGCGAGGCAGCGAGCAGGUCGAGCGGGUCGUGAACGUGCAGGAGAGUGCUACCGUUUGUACACGCAGGAGGCAUUCAAGAGUCUUUCGCUUGCCGGCACUCCUGAGAUCGUAAGGACAGAUCUAGCUGCUGCCGUGCUCCAACUUUGCGCUAUGGGUCAAGAUCCAUAUACAUUCGACUGGUUGGAUCAACCCGAUCGUACGGGCUUGCAGGAAUCUGUCCUUCAGCUAAUCCAGCUGGGCGCGCUCGAGAUCAAGACCAUCCCUGCUCAGUCACAGUGCAAAGGCGAGGCCGAGGCGAAAGCGGUAAAACCAACCGCCAAACUGGCUUUGACAUCGAUCGGUAGCAAGAUGGCCAUGCUUCCCGUAUCACCAUCCUACUCACGCUCGCUCAUCGCUGCCGGUGAACGCGGUCCUACAGUAGCAAGACAGGUUCGUGACCUGAUCGCGAUCCUUUCCGCGGACCGGUCUAUCCUUGUCGAGCCUUCCGACCCGGAAAAACGCGACGAGGCGAAUCGAGCCAAAGCUACCUUCAUCCAUCCAACCGGUGACCACGCUACGCUGCUUAGCGUCUUGUAUUCGUAUCUUGACGAAUCGGAUAAAUCACGUCAAAUGGCCAAGAGGCGCAAGGGUGAGGCUAACGUUGAUGCCAAGGUGGUAGAGCGCGAAGCCAAAGAACAGCUCAAGGCGUGGUGUAGCAAUCACUACGUUCACGAGAAAGCGGUCAAGAACGUGCUGCAUAUUCGAAAGCAACUGCAAACGAUUUGUCGACAGCAAAACAUAGUGUGUGAUGACGAUCUCGAUCAACGUUUCGAUAGUACUGCAAACCACCAGCAAGACAAGGCAUCGGAAUCCGAUUCAGACAGCUCCUCUUGCUCGGCGCUGAUCAAGCAAGUGGAUAGAAGCGGACUCUUCGUCACUCGCAAAUUCGCCACUCCCUUGUCCACACACCAUUCCGAAGAGGAUACCCACUUCACCGGUCUCCGUCAAUCGCUUCUCGAAGGACGCAUCGCCAACGCAGCCUUGAAAAACGCUUCCGCACCCAACACGUACAAGCGCAUCACUUCGUCCGCUUCGAGCUCAGCUGGCAUGUUCAAGAUCCACCCCUCAUCCACGUUGCAUCCUAGUAAGAUGGCACGAGAAGCACCAACUCGCGGUCCAGGUACGAGUAAGAAGAUGGACGCGAUUCUCUUUGAAGAGCUCGUGUUCACAACCCAAACAUUUGCUAGGACGGUCAGCGUUAUCGAGCCUGGCUGGCUGCAGGAAUUUGCUCAGCGUGGCUAG